Messenger RNA from Camellia sinensis, 709 nucleotides. The record is from RefSeq and is a predicted model, not a curated record. NCBI's taxonomy places the organism in Eukaryota, Viridiplantae, Streptophyta, Magnoliopsida, Ericales, Theaceae.
UUCUAUGCUUCCCAUUCGCACUUUUUGCUUCAGAUUCUCUGCAAUUUUUUAGGGUUACUUCUCAUUUCUGGAUAUUUUUUCUGAUUGAUCUUUCAAUUCCUUCAGAUUUCAAUGGCUGCCAACAACGCCCCCUCUGCCCUAGAAAAAGAACAGAUCUUUGGACUGGCAGAGAAGGAGAUGGAGUACAGGGUAGAUUUGUUUAACAAGCUCACCCAAACAUGUUUUACAAAAUGUAUUGAGAACAGACACAAGGAAUCUGAGUUGAAUAUGGGUGAAAAUAGUUGCAUUGACCGCUGUGUAUCAAAAUACUGGCAGGUGACUAACCUAGUUGGGCAGCUGCUGGGUUCCAAUCGGCCUCCAAUGUGAAAGAUCUUCUUGGCCUGUUCACUAUUAAGAUUCGACAUGUUAUCACAUGCUCUCAUGUAUGAUGAGCCUAAUAACAUGUAUUUUCAUUUUCUGCUCAUGUGGCACAUGAAACAAAAAUAGGAAACUGAAAGUGACCACUAUUAUUUUCAUUCUUGUUUUUAAAUCUUUGCAUGUCCCAUAAAAUCGUUAAUUUUGAAUUGAUUUUAGUGGUUUUAUCGUAAUGAUGUGUACGGAAAAAUCUUUUUUAGUAAGAUUUCUAAAUGUGUUUGGAAGGAACUCAAAGCAAUUUCAUUUUGUAAUCGAGAUUCUAUUGGCAUCAUACCUGGGAGUUGUUCUUGUUACA